UUUUAUGCAUUUGGAAAAAGAAAACGAACGAAAAUCUCAAGUCAAAAGCGGUCAAGCUCAUGCCUUUGUUGUGAACUUGUGAGAAAUGCUCUGAAAACGGAAAAGCAGCUUCCCAAAACCCUUCCACUGGCUGUGUCUGUGGGCUAUUCGUUUCCAAGGUUCCAAUGUCGACGAAGAAGCUCCACCACAACCGCCAUCUUCCUGAAGAAAUUAUAGUCCAAAUUCUGUGCCGGUUGCCGAUAAAACCUCUGAUUCGAUUCAGUUCCGUUUCGGAACGGUGGCAUUCUCUCAUAAUUGAGGACCCACAGUUUGCCCAAUCCCACUUCAAGCUAGCCUCCGAUCGCAAAACCCUCACCCAGAGACUCCUCAUCUCCACCAACUAUCAACUCCGAUCCUUGGACCCGGAAACGCCGUCGUUCGCAGACAACGAUUCUUCGCUCAGUAAUAUCACCUUCCACACCUAUACCAACCUACUGGGCUCCUGUAAUGGUUUGGUAUUUGUAGAUGUUGAUGGUUAUGAAAAUCAUAGCUUGUCUCUCUGGAACCCAUCAACCAGAUUCGAACGCGAAUUGCCUGACCCAUAUUUUGUGUCUGUGGCGAAUACAGAAAAGGUUAGAUCUGAAUUUGACCGUACUGGCCUGGGAUAUGUGUCAUCCACUGACGACUACAAAAUCUUCAUAGAUGCUUAUGUUUAUUCUACACCUUUCCAGAAGUUUAUGGAGAUUUUCUCAUCCAGAUUGAACUCUUGGAAACGCAUUCAAGUCCGUGGGCACGACCCACCAUGCUCUUUCAGAAGCCCCACCACCACUAGCUUGGGGGCCCUUACAAAUGAAGCACUGCAUUGGUUCUACUCCAGAGUCGGUGAGGAGGAGCCAACGAUCCUUGCUUUUGAUCUGGCAAAGGAGGAAUUCAGGGAAGUUCCAUUCCCCACUUUUGAUGGUGAUGCCGAUGACAUUGAUGUUAAUCAGAUGGGGGUUCAAGUAGUUUCAAGAGGAGAAGGAGAAGAAUGCCUCUGUGUUUCGAUUACUAGGAGACGUGGUGGUGUUAAUUUCAUGGAAUUCUGGGUUAUGAGAGAAUAUGGGGUGCGUGAAUCUUGGAAUGUGCUCUUUAAAUUUAACACGAAUGAUGUAUCUAAAUCGUUGGGUGGGAAUUUCCACGGUUAUGAAGCCUGUUUCGUUACUGAAGGUGGUACAGUUAUAUUCAGGCUGAGGUGGGAUUGGGACAUAGUGGUGAGGAUUGAAUGCCACAGAGAAGCGGAGCCGGUUUGCAGUACCCCAUUUAACGUCAAUGAUGGGGAUGGGGCAGUGUAUGACGUGAUUAAAUACAAUGAGACUCUGCUUUCAGUACCUAACUAACCAUGGAGAGGACUCUGGUAAUUUGGAUUUUGAUGCCUAAUUUGUCAAAGGAGAUUGAAUGCGCGUCUCAUUUGGAUUUGAAUUUGAGAAACCCAACUUCCUCAGCAGCUGAUGAGCUUGAUGAACUGGUACUGCAGCAAUGCACCACACAACAACUAGCAUUACUUUCUGAUCUCUCAAACUGCCCCUCAAAAUGAAUCAUUUUCAAUUUAGUCCUCCUAGCUGGUCUAGAAAGAGUAGUAGUAAAUCCACAUGAAAUCUCUGCGCAGAGUUUUCCUGAUAUGUUAAUGCUGGGGUAGCUUGCUGCUAUCAAAUGAGCCAUAUUUGCUUUGCUGUUGAUUGCUGCCUUUAAUGACUUACGUUUUUUAUCCUGCUA
Messenger RNA from Prunus persica (peach), 1731 nucleotides. RefSeq names its product F-box/kelch-repeat protein At3g23880. The record is from RefSeq and is a predicted model, not a curated record. Lineage: Eukaryota; Viridiplantae; Streptophyta; Magnoliopsida; Rosales; Rosaceae. The transcript is spliced from 2 exons. Bases 165 to 1355 code for a protein of 396 amino acids. Gene Ontology annotation, molecular function: protein binding.